AUGGCUCAGAGCGACAAACAAGCAGUUGCUGUUGCUGUAGGUAUAAUAGGAGGGAUACUCUUAUUUGUUCUCAUUGGAAUAACUGCAUACCUGCUCUGGAAGAAAUUCUGUUGCCUCCUUUCUUAUGAAAAGCUCACCAGUUCUGUCAAAACGACAAGCACAAAUGCAGUUUUUCAGGAUCAGUCAACUUCUGAAAUUCAACUAAAAAGCACAAGAUCCAGAAGCAUUCCAUUUAUCAUUCCUCCAACACUGCACGGACGAGACUGGAUUAACCUGACGAAGGAAGGGCACGUUCAGGAAAGCAGUGACCCCUGUGGGAUUCCUCAGCCUGGGCCACGCUCAUCAUUUCAUUCUUUGGCUGGAGCUUAUGUUGUGGGGACCAUUAACCAAGAGCUGUACAAGUUUCCUGAAGACAUUAGUGAGACGGAUUUUCCUGAAGGCAACAUUGGCCGCCUCUGGUUCUCCGUAGAAUAUGAGCAAGAGUCGGAAAGGCUCCUUGUCUCCUUGAUCAAAGCCAGAAAGCUGCAGCCUCCUGAUGAUUCCUGUAGUCCGUUUGUGAAAAUCUACUUGCUGCCUGAUGAAAGAAGCUACUUGCAGUCCAAAACAAAACGCAAAACCCUUAACCCGCAGUUUGAUGAAAACUUUGUUUUUCAGGUUUCCAGUAAAAUGUUACUACAAAGGACUCUGAAGUUUUUGGUUUAUCAUGUUGAUAAACAGAAGAAGCAUCAUCUCCUAGGCCAAGUUAUCUUCCCACUAAAAAAUGAAACAUUAACCGAUGACAACAAGCUAGUCAUAUGGAGAGAUCUGGAGAAAGAAAACUUGGAGCCUCCGUCAGAGUAUGGAGAUAUCCAGUUCUCCCUCAGCUACAACGACUACCUGGGCCGUCUCACCGUGGUGGUUCUGAGGGCAAGGGGGUUAAAGCUCCAGGAGGAGAGCCACGCUGUCAGUGUGUACGUCAAAGUCUCACUAAUGAACCAUAAUAAAUUCAUCAAAAGUAAGAAGACAGCAGCUGUUCUGGGAUCUCCCAAUCCAGUGUAUAAUGAAACCUUCAGUUUCAAGGCAGAUCAGACAGAGCUGGAUACAGCAAGCCUGAGUCUAUCCGUGCUCCAGAGUACCAAGGGAGACAAAACACAUCUGCUAGGACGUGUAGUAGUUGGGCCUUUCAUGUACACUCGUGGCAAAGAGCUAGAGCACUGGAAUGAAAUGAUCAGCAAGCCCAAGGAGUUGGUUAAACGAUGGCACACUCUCUGCCACAGCACGUAAACAGCACGGAUAAAAAAACCUUAACGUGGAAAAGCUCUUGCUAUCUUUCAUAAUCUAAUGAUAAAGGGUACAAAACCUUUGACCCUUUAUACUCCUAUGUAGACAAGAAUAAAAUAAGUAACUUCGUUCCUUGCUCCAACACAAAGAGAAAACUUAGUCCCUGGUAGGCUGGAACUCUUUAUCUUUCCUCUCUUCAAAAUAUAUUUCCAAUUAAUUAACAUGCAGAGUAAACAAAACAGGAAGACAAACACGAUCUCUCAGUAUUCGUUAUUUUGACUAGUAAAUUCCAAUUUGUGGUUGUGAGUUCUGGGCACAAGUGAUCAUCCAUUGUGGCUAGAACCCAAAAUGACCCCAAAAUUGUCACUGAUACCAGGCUGAACUCCCCACGGCAUUGCAUCACCCCAGACAGAACCUUCAUCCGAAGGGCCGGAAGCCCAGUAAGCAUCCGAAACAGACCGAAGAUGUUGACUGACUACUAAAUUUACAAUUUAUUUAAAAUAGCAGCAUUGUAUUUAAAACCUCUUCCGCACACGGUUGGUGAAAAGCACUGAUGGUUUAGUGAU
Molecule: messenger RNA, 1826 nt
Organism: Athene cunicularia (burrowing owl)
Lineage: Eukaryota; Metazoa; Chordata; Aves; Strigiformes; Strigidae
Gene: SYT15
Product: synaptotagmin 15
Exons: 8
Coding region: 1-1263 (420 amino acids)
Biological process (GO): regulation of dopamine secretion; calcium-ion regulated exocytosis; regulation of calcium ion-dependent exocytosis
Molecular function (GO): calcium-dependent phospholipid binding; phosphatidylserine binding; clathrin binding
Source: RefSeq, a predicted model, not a curated record